AAAACACUACAAAACAACAACAGAGACAGAAGUUAAACUUUCCUGCUGAGUCGUAACGUUCCUCAAGUAUCACAGACGGAAGUGCUAUGGAUAAUCCACAGGAAGAUGAACAAAUGGCAGAAAUUCGAAAUGAACUGCAAACCAAUGGAUGUGCUGCAGCCGCUGCAAUGAUCCAGACUUAUUUGGACGAGCAGGAUAAUGUUCAGCUAAAUAUUGCGAUCACAGGAGAGUCUGGUUCUGGUAAAUCCACCUUUGUUAAUGCCUUUAGAGGCAUACGCAACAGCGAUAAGGAAAGAGCCGCCCCUACUGGUGUUAAAGAAACCACCAAAGAUUUUACACCAUACCCCCAUCCAAAUUAUCCCAAUGUUACACUUUGGGAUCUUCCUGGUAUCGGCACCACCAACUUUCCAGCUGACAAGUACCUGAAGCUUGUUGAAUUUGAAAGGUAUGACUUCUUCAUCAUCAUCUCAGCUGAUCGCUUCAGAGAAAAUGAUGUGAAGCUCGCUGAGGAGAUUCAGAAGAUGAAGAAGAAGUUCUACUUUGUUCGCUCAAAGAUUGACCACAACAUACAUGAUGAGAGAGAAACUCGCGGGUCAGAGUUCAACGGAGAAGAGACCCUUAAAGAAAUCAGGGAGGACUGCAUUCAAGGUCUUAAAGGACGUGUUCAGUCUCCACAAGUCUUCCUGGUGGCCAGCCGUAAACUCCACCUGUAUGAUUUCCGUCUGUUAGAGAAAACCUUACAGGAAGAACUUCCUGCACACAAGAGGGAUGCUCUGCUGUUGGCUUUGCCCAAUGUCAGUAUUGAAAUAAUCAUACAGAAGAAAGAAGCUUUACAGGCAAGAAUAAAGUACCUUGCCAUUAUGUCUGCACUCGGAGCAGCUGUACCAGUUCUUGGGCUUUCUUUUGCUGCUGAUAUGGCCAUGAUGGUUACUACCAUUAGAAAAUACCAAGCUACCUUUGGUCUUGAUAAGGAGUCACUGCAGCGUCUUGCUCAGACUGUAAGGAAGCCUUUGGAUGAGAUAAGAGCAGUGAUGACAUCACCACUGGCUGGAAACGAAAUAAGCAAAGAUCUUAUCAUUAAGAUACUGUGCUCUUCAAUGAUUGAGCUUUCACUAAUGGCAGCAGAGGAAGGGUCUAGAUGUAUUCCAUUUUUAGGAAUCCCAGCAGCAAUGGGCCUCUCUUUUGUCUCCACAUACAAAUCUCUCAACAUGUUCCUCGACAUGCUUGCUGAGGAUGCACAGAAGGUAUUUGAAAAGGCCCUGGGUUUGAACACUGCAGUGUGAUAUCAUACUGUAAGACAAAAGUCUGCAGAAAAACAGAUAAUGUCCUGGCAGAAAAUUACCAUCAACUUUUUCGUUAAGUUUAUGGAUAUCUCUGUUGAUCAAAAAAACUGAAAAUUCUGUAGACUAUUAUAUUCUCUGUACCUUUUUAAAUGGACAUUUCUGUUAAUCAAAAAAAAUACACCUGUGAAAAAUCAAUACAGGAAAUUCCUUCAUAUUAACACAGUAUAUUUCUACAGACUUUUCUAACCGUGUAAAUAGAUUGAUCUUUAUUGUCACUGUGCUCAAAAUAUAAUGACAAUAUGUCUACCAGCUCUUCAGUAGGUUUAUUAAUAGUCAGAGAUGUAUAGUAACGAAGUAGAACUACUUCACUGCUGUACGUAAAGGAACACGCCGACUUAUUGGGAAUUUAUCUUAUUCACUGUAACCCCC
Perca fluviatilis (European perch) is the source of this 1712-nucleotide messenger RNA. RefSeq names its product interferon-inducible GTPase 5-like. Gene Ontology annotation, cellular component: membrane. The record is from RefSeq and is a predicted model, not a curated record. The transcript has 3 exons. Gene Ontology annotation, molecular function: GTP binding. Lineage: Eukaryota; Metazoa; Chordata; Actinopteri; Perciformes; Percidae. The coding region runs from base 87 to 1283 and encodes 398 amino acids.